Messenger RNA from Aspergillus mulundensis, 2376 nucleotides. It is a transcript of the gene optB, whose product is annotated as small oligopeptide transporter, OPT family. Gene Ontology annotation, molecular function: oligopeptide transmembrane transporter activity. The transcript has a single exon. The record is from RefSeq and is a predicted model, not a curated record. Bases 1 to 2376 code for a protein of 791 amino acids. NCBI's taxonomy places the organism in Eukaryota, Fungi, Ascomycota, Eurotiomycetes, Eurotiales, Aspergillaceae. Gene Ontology annotation, biological process: transmembrane transport.
AUGGAGAAGGACACCCCCGUCCGCGUUACGUCCGCCAACGACUCCGACGACGCCCCUUCCGGCUCCGACACCGUCGAGCAGCUGAAGCACCUCAAGGAACACCACCACUGGGACCCCAACCUCCCCGACGAGGUCGUCGACGAGGUCAACGAUGCCCUCCACGCCACCGACAAGGCCCGCCGCGAGUCCGUCGCCGCCAGUCUCCUCGAGAACUCCCCCUACCCCGAGGUUCGCGCCGCGGUGCCCAAUGUCGACGAGGGCGGCCACUCCAACACACUUCGCGCCUGGGUGAUUGGAUUGCUGCUGUCGACUGUCGGGUCGGUCCUCAACAUGCUGUUCUCCAUGCGCCAGCCGUACAUUGUCAUUCCCUCCUACGUCUGCCAGGUCGUCGCAUACCCCAUUGGUAUCGCCUGGGCCAAGUGGAUGCCGCGCAAGACCCUCCGCCUCUUCGGCAUGAGCGUCAAUCUGAACCCCGGUCCGUUCAGUAAGAAGGAACACGCCAUGUCGGUCAUCAUGGCCAAUGCCACCUUUGGCGGCGGCGCGGCCUACGCCACCGAUAUUCUGCUCGCCCAGCGUGCCUUUUACAACCAGCGCUUCGACUGGGCGUUUGAGAUUUUCAUGUGCAUCUCGACCCAGAUGCUGGGCUUUGGCUUUGCCGGCUUCUUCCAUCGGUUCCUGGUCAGUCCUGCUGCGAUGAUCUGGCCGUCGACCCUCAUCAACACCCAGCUCUUCAAUGCGCUCCACGACCACUCCAAGCCCGACCCGAGCAAAGUGUCUGGCUGGACGCUGGGCAAGUACCGCAUGUUCCUGUACUGCAUGAUCGGAUCGUUCCUUUGGUACUGGUUCCCCGGCUACAUUGCGCCCUUCCUGAGUGUGUUUGCCUGGGUGACCUGGAUCAAGCCGCAGAACGUGGUGGUCAACCAGCUGUUCGGCGGCUGGACGGGCAUCUCGCUGAUCCCCAUCACCUUUGACUGGACGCAGGUCUCGGGCUUCAACUUCAGCCCGAUGAUUGCGCCCUGGCACGGCAUUGCCAACACGCUGAUUGGGUUGUUUAUUUUCUUCUGGAUCGUCACCCCCGCGAUGCACUAUACCGGAACCAACUUUGCCAAGUACCUGCCCAUCAGCGACUCCAGCAGUUACGACAACAUGGGCCAGGUGUACAAUGUCAGUCGCAUCCUCACUCCGGAGAUGACCCUAAACACGGCCGAGUACAACAAUUACUCUCCCCUGUUCUUGUCGACGACGUUUGCGCUGUGCUACGGCUUGUCCUUUGCCACCAUCAUCGCCGUUCUCGUCAAUGCCAUUCUGUUCAACGGAAAGGACAUUUGGGCGCGGUUCCGCAAGGUCGGUCAUGAGGAAGAGGAUGUCCACGGUCGUCUCAUGGCUCGAUUCAAGCCCGUGCCCUUAUGGUGGUAUGGCGCUACUACGCUUGUCAUGGUUGGGAUGGGUCUUGGUGUUGUGCUUGGCUAUCCGACUCAUCUCAGCUGGUGGGCGUUCUUCAUUGCCUUGAUCAUGGGCGCAGUCUGGUUCCUGCCUAUCGGUAUCAUCCAAGCGUCGACGAACAUCCAAAUUGGACUCAAUGUCAUCACCGAGUUUGUGAUUGGCUACAUGCAGCCCGGGCGCCCGAUGGCGAUGAUGCUCUUCAAGACAUACGGCUACAUCAGUAUGUCGCAAGGGUUGUACUUCACCCAGGACCUGAAGCUCGGUCACUACAUGAAGAUUCCGCCCCGAGUGACCUUUGCCGCGCAGAUGGUCGCCUGUCUCUGGUCGUCGAUCGUCCAAAUCUGCGUCAUGAACUGGGCGCUCGGUGCCAUUACAGACGUCUGCUCCCUGGACCAGCCCAACCGCUACACCUGCCCUAACGGCCGCGUCUUUUUUAAUGCUUCUGUCAUCUGGGGCACCAUCGGUCCGGCCAAGAUGUUCUCUCCCGGCCAGAUGUACGCCAGCCUGCAGUGGUUCUGGCUCGCUGGUUUUGCUCUGCCUGUCAUCUUCUUCAUCGCGGCUAAGCUCCUGCGUAACACCAAGUACGCCCGCUGGGUGCGCCUGCUCAAUGCGCCGAUUAUCUUCGGUGGAAGCGCCCUCAUUCCCCCGGCCACCCCGCUCAAUUAUCUUUCAUGGGGCAUUGUCGGCUUUAUCUUUAACAAGUACAUUCGCGACCGCUGGCGCGGCUGGUGGAUGCAGUACAACUACGUUGUGUCUGCGGGUCUGGAUGUCGGACUUGCGCUCUGCACGAUUCUGAUUUUCCUUACCCUGAACCUGACCAAGACGGACUUCCCGGCUUGGUGGGGAACGAACAUUGCGGCGGAUACGAUGGAUGCUGCGGGUACGGCGGUGCAGGUUACGGGGGUGAAGUUUGGGCCGGAGAGUUGGUCCUAG